Strongyloides ratti is the source of this 459-nucleotide messenger RNA. RefSeq names its product Protein lethal(2)essential for life. Gene Ontology annotation, biological process: protein refolding; response to heat. The transcript has 2 exons. The coding region runs from base 1 to 459 and encodes 152 amino acids. Gene Ontology annotation, molecular function: protein folding chaperone. The record is from RefSeq and is a predicted model, not a curated record. NCBI's taxonomy places the organism in Eukaryota, Metazoa, Nematoda, Chromadorea, Rhabditida, Strongyloididae.
AUGAUGACACCAUUUACUCGUAUGCCACUUACCUCCUGUCCCUACAAGAGUAAGUACGUUAAUGAAUGGGAUCGUGCUAUGAAACGCUACAUGGCUAAUACUCUUUCAUGGGCAAACAAAUCUCUUAUGGAAAGCCAUAAAUUUGCUGACACCCACCCAGAUAUUAUCGACAAUGACAAGGAAUUCAAAGUCAAGAUGGACGUAUCACACUUUAGUCCAGAUGAAUUGAAAGUCACCUUCAGAGAUGGAUACCUCCAAGUUGAAGGUAAUCAUGAAGAGAAGAGUGACAAAUAUGGAACCAUCCAAAGAAGCUUUGUAAGAAAGUAUUCUUUACCACCAAACUUCAAUGAAGACGACUCCGUCUGUGAGAUUUCAAAGGAUGGUGUUUUAACUGUUGGAGUUGCCAAACUUGCCAUCGGAGAGAAAAAGGGAAAAAAUAUUCCUAUCAAGUUUAAGUAA